AUGGGUAAGGCUCAACCUUUUGUACAUUUGAGACCUGCCAACCUUGUGCUCAGAGCAUCCGAAAAAGCCAAGAACCGUAACUCUAGCUCUAUACUUCAUGCAAAAGAUCCAUCUAAUUCAUCAGCAUCGCGUUCACCAAUGCUGAGAGUGAAUCUUAACAAGUUUCCAGGUGUGAUAGGGCAUUGCUCGAGCAGAAUCAAUAGAGCUGCAAAUGAGGACUUCUACUCGAUUAACAUGCUUAAACUUCCAGCCUCAGGUCCCGAAAUGAACUGCAUACGGAAUAAAGAUCUACUGAACAAACGGGAGUUUUGGAACUCUCAAUUACCACUCAAGAGAUCGAUUUUGAACUUAUCAGUAUUUGACGGUCAUGGAAGCGACCGGGUCGCAAAGCUGCUGGCUCAAGAACUCCACAAUGAAAUCGUAGGCACGCUUCCUUCGCGAGAUGCCUUCUUCGAUCUGCUAAAAGAGUAUAAGACCAAAAUAGGUGGGAAUUACUGGAGCAAGAUCUAUGCUAAGCGUGAAGAGUAUUUUCAUCGGUUCAUCUCUAACUGCAACACGAAACAAGAACAGAUUCUAUUCAAGAAGGGAAAUUCUGGAUCACGGAUGAUAUUUGAUUCUUGGGGCAAUAUUAUAGACAAGACAAGCUUACUGACGGAAAACGAAAGACUCAGGCUGUUCACGUCGUUUCUUAAUUUCGACUUGAAGUAUUGCUGCGACCCAAAGAUCGCCCAAGGGCCGGAAAACGAACAGCAAAAACCCAUUGGCGGUUCAACUGCCUCGAGCGUUUUCAUCACCUCUUACCAUGAAGAGGACUCCUUCGACGAAUCGUUUUUUGUCACUCCAGAAGGUCUCUUAAAGCUGGUGGUUACUCAGGUAGGUGACACGAAAAUAGUGUUGUGCGACAAAAAUGGCAUUGCGCAUAGUCUCACAAAAAUACAUCAUCCGUCCUCGUCGCAGGAGUCGAAACGGUUGGAAACGAGCUUUCAAACAGACUCCUUUGGCAAUACGAGGUUUUUAGAUAAUUUUGCAAACACACGGUCCUUUGGUGACUCUGUUGGGAAACAAGAGGGCUUAUCGUGUGAGCCGGAUAUCUAUUCGUAUCUCAUCGGGAGCACAAAGUCGCUGCAACACUCGGAGAUCAGCAAACUCCAGUUUGGGGGAGACGAGUGUUUUGUCUGUCUCAUCACCGAUGGUGUGUCGGACCUCAUAAGCGAUCAAGAACUAGUCGAUCUGAUUACCAGCACGGUGAACAUGCGAGGUUUGAAGACCGCUUCUCCGCAGUAUGUUAGCGAGGAAGUUGUGCGCUUCAUUGCAGCUAUCGGUGGCCGACACGCUGACAACGCUACCUGCCUGGUGCUGAGGUUGUCAAACUGGGGAAACUGGCCCUCUAUAGACCGCACUGGUGCCAUUCGCGAGGAAAAACUAAUGACUGGGUCCUCUGGAAGUGGCAGAUCUAACGUAUGA
This is a messenger RNA of Lachancea sp. 'fantastica', 1464 nucleotides long. The record is from the annotation of a GenBank genome assembly. NCBI's taxonomy places the organism in Eukaryota, Fungi, Ascomycota, Saccharomycetes, Saccharomycetales, Saccharomycetaceae.